Messenger RNA from Misgurnus anguillicaudatus (oriental weatherfish), 1409 nucleotides. The record is from RefSeq and is a predicted model, not a curated record. NCBI's taxonomy places the organism in Eukaryota, Metazoa, Chordata, Actinopteri, Cypriniformes, Cobitidae.
UGCACUCUAUGAUGUCAUCAAAGUGUGGACUCUGAGGAGGACCACAAGUCAGGAGUGUGCCAUUUGGGACAGGGCCAUAGUGGGAACAGUUUUGGGAUGGCUCCUUUGUGUUCCAAAAUGACUGCGCACCAGUCCACAAAGCAAGGUUCAUAAAGCCAUGUAUGAGCGAGUUUGGUGUGGAGGAACUAGACUGGCCUGCAAGGAGUCCUGACCUCAACCCAAUAGAACAUCUUUGGGAUUCAUUUAAGUGAAGACUAUGAGCGAGGACUUUUCAUCCAAUAUCAGUGUCUACCCUACAACAAAUUUCUAGUUUUUUUAAUGCUUAUGUAAAUAUUUGUGAGUCCAAUGAGUUAGUGAUUAACUAGUUUUAGAUAAGAUCAGUGAACGGACAACGCAUUAGACCCGUUUAUCUGUGCAGGAUGAGAGGUUUACUGUGGUUGGUUGGUGCAGUAUUACUGCUGGGGUCAAUAGAUGGAGGCGACACAUACGAACAACUUGAUGAUGACACAAGGGACAUCGUUGACCAGGCAAUAAACAAAGCCAAUGAGAAAUAUGGAAAGAAAUAUCACAUUGAUUUUCAUUCAGUCAUAUAUGUUCCUUGGGUUUCUUGUGUGGCAUGCGGUGAAAACAUGGCAUGUAGACCCUUCAGAAACCAAGAGAAGAUAAAUGAACUUAUAAAAAAAUGUGGCUCAGAAUUUCAUACUCCAUAUCAACAUGGAGGAGGACAUAUAAUGUCUGAUACAAUGGAUGAAAAAAACUAUGGAUGUCUUGGAUGCAACUGAAAGGCAGAAAUCUGCAACAAUUUACCCAACAGUUGAAAUCCAUCUCCACUGAAAUUACAAGUUAUAAUGUACUGAUUCAAAAACAGUAUAAUCUUAAAUAUUACAGAACUUUGACGUUAUAGUAUAUAAUAAUAUCCUAUAUUUAUCAGACAUUUAUCUCUUUAAUUUUUAUGUUAGGUGUGAAUUUAGUUUCUGUUUAACAAUAAAUGUGUUUUUCACACACAUCACAUAAUGCAUUCUGAUCUAAAUAUUGUUUUGACUCAAACUGCAUUCACUUUAAAAUCCUCAUACGGCUGUUAUUUUAAGAUUUUUCCUGUUCUAGUCCACUGUGUGAAAAUGAAAUGUCUUUAUGUAAUGCCAUUAUAGUGCAAGAUUAAUGUUUAACCUCUUAAUGUUUCUUACUCCAAAAUUGUAAUAAAACUGUUUUUGGGUUAUUUCAUAUAAAAAGCAAAUUAUUAGGUUGUCAAAACUUCAUUUUUGUUCUCUAAAUUAAGAGGAAAUUUUAGGCAUAAUACACUUAUGAACACGUUAGGUAUUUUCAACCCAACGUUGGGUAAAAGGGGACAAACCCAGCCAUUGGGUUAAAUUAACCCAGACAUUUUUGGUAUUCAUUCAUAGUUUUGACAG